AUGGAUAAUGUGCACAUUGUCACUAUAACACAAUGCACGAUAACAACACAAGAGAGUACACCACAACAACAUCCAGCUCAAGACCAAAGUGGACGCUGUGACGAGGUGAUGCCCCCGUCGCCAUCGUUGCCGUUGCCUCCCCCAGAACCGCCACCUGCAUCUGUCAUCGGCAGUGCUGGGGCUGAGUCUGUGGUGUCGCUGGCACGGGCAAAUAUGGAUGAGCGGCGUUGUGUGCAGUGUGAGGACAUAAACACCAAGAUGACGACUGUUGUGCAGACCAUGGGAGGCGGUGGUGGUAUGAGGAACUGGUCGACGGGCCUGUUCGACUGCUUCAACGAUAUCACCGUCUGCCUGCUGGGUUGCUUCUGUCCAUUGUGCCUGCUCUUCCAGACGGCGUCGCAGCUCGGAGAGAACGGCUGCUGUGUGGCAUGCUGUAUCCCAUGGCCCUACGGUCAGAUGAUGCUUCGGGUGAAGAUACGCUCUGAGAAUAAUAUCCAGGGAAGCAUCUGCGACGACUAUUGCACGGUGGGCUGCUGCCAGGCGUGUGCUAUGUGCCAGGAAGCUCGCGAAGUGAAGUACAUCCAGAUGAACAAGGGAGGCGGACAGAGCACCCUGACGGUCGUCACCACCCAGCCCCAGAUGCAGCCCGUCGCCGUGCAGCCGGCCAUGCAGCCAGCGCAGCCGAUGAUGGCGCAGCCAGGCUAUGCCUAA
This is a messenger RNA of Sycon ciliatum, 711 nucleotides long. RefSeq names its product PLAC8-like protein 1. Lineage: Eukaryota; Metazoa; Porifera; Calcarea; Leucosolenida; Sycettidae. The record is from RefSeq and is a predicted model, not a curated record. The transcript is spliced from 2 exons. Bases 1 to 711 code for a protein of 236 amino acids.